AUGCAGUCAAAGUCUCUGCACGAAAUCGAGUUGUGGGAAGUGCAACUGUUACAACUUCAAAGUGAUUUAACAAAACGGGAGUUAGCGGUCGAGCGCAGAGAGAAACUUGUUGAAGAAAAAGAAUUCGAAUUGAAGAAACAAGAAGCUUCGCUCAAACAAAAGUCAAUAGAAUUUAAUGAACUUUUGGAGCUCCAAGGCUUAACUCCUCAAGUCGAAAUUCAAUCAAAGAAAAUGGAUACCAAAACCUCUUUACCACAACAAAUAAAAGAGGUUGAUACUCAACCUUUAACUAAGCAAAUGUCUCUAUUGCCAGAAUCAUCUCUUCAACCAAAAGAAACUAUAGUUAAUAAUUCCGAAACUAUUAAAAAACCUAAUACUCUUCCUGCUCAAAAUGUUCCCAUGGAACAACAAGACGAUGACGACCCAGAGUUCACGGUUCCUGAAAUAGAUUGUCCGGAUGAUAUGAUACAAGGUUCAGUAUUAUAUCCUUACCAAAAUUGUUACGACCAACAAAAUUUCAAUUAUGUGAAUCCACAAAGUCAAUACUUUAAAAAUGUACCAAUUGAACCACCUCAAGUUCAACCUAAUGGUGUGCUCCAUUCUUUUGAACAACCAAAAAUUGUCAAUAAUGAGAUCCCAUCCCCAAUUCCUCUUGCUUCUGUUGAUCUUCAUGAGUCUAAAGACGAAGACCAAGAGAAAGGUGUUCAUCCAAUAGAAAAUCAAGUGCAGUCACCCUUGCCUACUCAACUUUCUACUAUCGAGAAUAAAAAAGAGAUGCAUGUCGAACAGACUCAACUUGAAACUAAAUUAAAUAGUAAUAUACCUAUACAAAAUACUAUUCCAAAUCCACAAUCAGGACUUACUAUAACUACUACUCAGAACGAUACUUCAAUCAUUAAAUUAAAUAAAUUAACUAUUCCAAAUACUAAUCCCGUCUCAUUAAACAAAGACCAACUUCAAACUAUACCAAAUAACAAAACAACUAUUCAAAGUACUAUACCAACUCCAGUGACUGAGAAAAAGGAGCCAACGAGUAACCAAGAGCUCCAAGGCUUUGUUCCUUUGGACAUCAAAAAACAACCAAAGACAACAACAGAAACUGUCCUCUCCUUGUUUGGAUCACAAGCUGUCCGAAGGGGUACCGAGAAACAGUAUCUAAGUCCUGAACCUCCUCGAGGAGAAGGCACACAAACAGUAAAGAAGACAAAGACCCGGUACACUAUGAUGGGACAACCCUUGUGUUCAUAUCCCAAUUGUAAUAAAACGACAUCUUUAUCUCCCGAAGAGUUUUGUGUCUGUUCGAUCUGCCAUGUAGCGUAUUGUGUAGAACAUAAGAGUGAAUUAGAAAUAGUUAUACCGACAUAUAAAAGUCUGAUGAGUAAGAAACAGGCGCUAAAGCCUUACGUGUUAUGUAAAGAGUGCAAACAACUGUACAACGAGAAUGAGAACCAGCACAUUGGGGAAACUAAGGAUUAUACACUGCAAUUUUUUGAAAAGAGGAAAAGUGCGUUGGAGGCGGUGAAAAGUGACGAAAUGGUGAUGACUAAAGGCCUUGAAAAUUUUUUGAAUAAAAAACCUUCGAAAACAAAUUUUUUGUUUGCAAGAAAAGAGGUCGGAGUUAAUCAAGUCUGUCCCGUCUGUGAUAUUUAUAUGAAUGGUGGAGAUUAUAUGAAUGUGACGUGUGAGGUGUGCUUGAGAAAGUGUUGUAUUGGUUGUAGUCUUCACACAACUAUUGCCCCAACUUUAAUUAUGGGGAUUAUGGACCCAACGCCCGAAUACGUCAAAAUCGUGUUAUGCAAAAAAUGUUAUUUGGCCACUAGAAGAAAAAGUGAAAAAACUCGAAGAGAAGCAAAAAAUCAUGAAUUUUCGGGCGUAUUUGAUUCAAAAAGUCAAGACGAAGCAAAAAAAGUCACAAGCUGCCUCAACGAGAUCGAAGAGAUCGUUGAUAAAUUAAAAGAUAAAGACGACUUAAAACGGUUUGACGAGAAAGAAAAUGAAUACGUCAAAGAACUUGAAAUUAUGACAAAUGAACUCAUUAUUAUGAAGAAAAAGGCUGAAACACUCGACAAAGACUCAAAAACUGUUAUGAAUAAUAUGAUUGCAGCAUGUUCUGUCUGUGUUGAAGAGUGUACCACUAAACACGCCAAUGUAUUUGCAAGAUACAAAUCAAAAAUUAAAAAUUUGAAAUGA
This is a messenger RNA of Entamoeba invadens IP1, 2190 nucleotides long. RefSeq lists its product as hypothetical. The transcript has a single exon. Lineage: Eukaryota; Evosea; Mastigamoebida; Endamoebidae. The coding region runs from base 1 to 2190 and encodes 729 amino acids. The record is from RefSeq and is a predicted model, not a curated record.